UUAAAAUUAAUAAAUAAUUAUUAAUCCCAGUAAGAUCUUUAACACCUGACAAACGAAGCAAAAAGGAAAAUACCAGAAAAAAAUUAUUAUUUCUACUACUUUUAGCCCCUCUGUACGUGCUCAUCUCUACCCAGAGACAGGGAUGUUAACGGCAACGCCUCCCAUUCGCUGAACGCCAUCCCUGGUCUGAUAAAGGCACGAAGAAGCGGCACAAAAGAGAAACCGAGUAAUGCAGGCGGCGUCGCUUUUCUUUUGAUUGGAAAACUACGAAGCGGAGUAGAAAGCGUGUGCAACGUGUAAAAGUGGAGCGCACGCACCGAGCUGGCCUCGUGGCUUAUCAUCUGUAAAUAGAGCGAAAACAUGGCCACAACUUUUGCAGGUUCGAAGUUCUCCACCAAACAUGUUCUAGUUGACGACGAUGACGAGGGGGAGGAGGAGCAGACGGAGGAGGAAGAAGACUCCGGAAAGUCUGGUUCGACGAGCUCGUUCAGCCUGCAGGAGUGCAUCGACGAGUUCCGGGCACGUCGCACCCGCCGGGUGUCCACACACAGUCGCGACUGCGACAACAAUUUGCCAAGGAAUAAUCGGGAGACCCGAACGCGCCGAACUAUGGAUGCGGACCUAAUCAACCAGAAUCGCUGCAACAAGGAGCAGGAGCGCAAGGGCAAGCCCUGCCAAAACGGCUUCUGCUAUUGCUUCACCAGCGACAGUGGCGACUGCGGUUCCACGGCUCCGCCACGUGACCAGCACGUGCGCCUGCCCCGGCGCAGCAGGCGGUCCGAGAGCAGCAAGGCCACCAAGCAGAACAAUCUGGGCAGCCAGGAGAAGCAGCAGGCGGAGAAACGACGUCUAAGCGAGCCGGCCAAUGUGAAAUCCUCGCAAACGUCUCCUCUCACUGCUGUCAGUAGCCUGCGAGCCGUGGCCGGCGACGGUGAGCCGCUUAUCCACAUCAUUCAGGAACUGCGCGACAAUUGUGUGGUGUCCGAGGUGCGCGUAAACAGGCAAAAGCUACCAGUGGCAAGUAGCACCAGCUGCAGACACAGGAACUCACAAUCACAGAGUCUAAAGACAACCACAACGAAGCAACUGAAGUACGAACCCAUAGAGUACAAACCCACCGCUCCUGUUCUCUCCAACAUCAGUGAGCAGGAGUCGGCUGUGGAAGAGGAGCACGAGAAGGAGAUGUUGUUUGCAGAGCAAGAGAAGGAACUGUUGUCCGCAGAGCCUUCGAGUCGCAGAAGCUCUCGCUCUCGGCGCAGUUCCGGUGGUGGUGGGCGUCUUCUGCAGAAACGCCUCUCCCUAAGUGAAGCCAAGUACAAACCUCGUGAAAGCCAAAAGCCUCCGCCGCCAAAGCCACCAAGGUGCAGCUCCCACAGUCUCACAGACGGAACCUCGCUGACCUCCACGAAUCCCUCUGUGCGGGAAGCAGAGCGAGUGCUGGACGAGUUUCUGCGCAAGCGAGGCGUCUGUGUGCCGGUCAGUAAUCCUACCAAGUCAUCGCGAUCGAAGGAGAGUCAGCGCAGAUCAUAUCCCAUGGCCGAGGUGGAGAAACCCAAGAGAAGUCCCAACAAACAGCAUCUGCCGACUUGCCCUUCGUUGAGCGACAUUGAGCGCGUAGUAGAGUCCAAGCGCGGUUCGCAUUAUGCCCGGAAUAUCCGACAGGAGACGGGCAUCAACAGCCGGAAAAGUGACCCCUCUAAGCAGAUCAUACUCGGUUGGACAGAGCCCAAGAUCACCGACAUGCUCAACUACGAAGGCAAGCAGAAGGCCAAAGACUUUAAGACACACGCCGCCCCAGCUGAGCCACAAGUGGCCAUCGGUUGGCAAAUGCCGCAGCCAGUGGUUCCCAAAAUCUCCCUGGACACUGUGGACGGAAGCAUGAGCGAGAAUCUCGCCGUGAAUAUGGAAUACAAGGAUACGCCCAUUAAGUAUCCCAGGGGAAUCAAGACAACUGGCGGGCAGGCCAGCCAGAAGUUUAUCUGGGGCGAACAGUGGCGCAAUCUUUCACCCUGGAAGGGCAACAAGUCCAAGAAGUUGGGCUCCAAAUCUAAGAACUUUCUCAAUAACUCCAAGAACAAGAUACUCCGCUUUGUUUCGCCCAAGAAAUCGAAUCAGCAGGAGGAGCAAAACCGAUUAGAACCUCCCAAGCUAUGCACUGUUGGCGUGCAGACCUCCACCUCGCAGCUGGAUCUACAAUCGCAAUCGCCGCCUGGUAGCUACCAUUCUCCCAUGCAGACGACGCCUUCCGGCACAACCACAUCCACUCGCCAGCAGCCUUACUUUGAUUUCGAGCGCAAAGUGCAGGCUCCGACGCCGCCAAAGAAGAUACCACGUGCCAAUAGAGCUCGCAAGCUGGAUUUCCAAGCAGAACCAACGGCGGCCACCUAUCGUUCGUAUCAGAAGGAUCUCGACCACGAUGUGACCAUCAACAAGAUGGGCUACUUGCUGAGCAGCAUUCGGGCCAAGCUGGAGGCCAGCGACGAGCGUGCAUUGAGAACAUUUCGGGACUGCUCUCGUUCUGAUCCCAUUACUAGCUUCGAUUGCACUGAUGGACCAACCAGCAGCCUGGCCACCACAUCGGUGCGGUUGACCAGUUGCCAACGUGUCGAUAGCGAGCCCAUUUACUCGGAGAUCGAGGAAGAUUGCUUGCGGAUCAGGGGUCCCCAUCACGAGGUCAGGACUGCAGCACAUCUGAUCAAUCCCACGACCACCUCCACACCCAGCUCAACGACCUAUGUGAGUGAAAGCACCGCAGUGCAAUCGCCAUCACCCGCUGAUCUCAGUGGCAUGUACGCCCGAGUGCAAAAGACGCCUAAGAAUUCGCCUCAGCCAAAGACUCAGGUUGUGCAGAGCGAAGAUGAUGUGGGUAAGGGGAUUCAGCAACAGAUGGUACAACCUAAAGCCCAAAUAGUGCAACCUAUGGUAACGCCAAAGCCAACCCAGCAAGCAACUACUGCUGCUCCAAAGGCACCCUUGGCCUUGGGUCACUUCCUACACGAAUCCCUGAAAAACGGCAACUUCUUUCAAUUCAUGCCGCUGCCCGAGGAGCCAGGCAGUAGCUCCGAGACCUCCUGCUCGGCCAGCCGAAGCACUGGAUCAUCGGUUGUUCGUCAGCCCCAGCUAAAGUCACCAGCGCCACUCACCCAUCAUUCUUUAAACAACAUCAGUGAGAAGGAUUCGCCGCCAAAGAAGAAUAGGAAUCUCUCUCGAUCAGAACUCUCGCUGCAGCGCAGUGAGAUCUUCCUGGACAACCUGUGUCGCAGUGAACUUGUGCUAGAUCGCCUAGAGAAGGUGCCCAAUACCUCUUCUCAUGUGGAUUCCGUGUCCUAUGACCUGCCCCAUGAAGGCGUCGAAGAGCUGUAUGCGGACUACAGCAGCUCUUCAUUCGUGACCAAUGACUAUGGAUCGGGUCAGAUAGAACCGGAGCCGGAGAACCAGAGUACACCGAAAAAGAGGCAACAGCAACAGCAGCAGCAUAAUCAGCGAUUCACAACCAAGCCCGCCGGCAAUCUGAGCAUUGAUAUUAACGAUGGCCCAGCCACGCCGCUGCGUCAGAAUCUCAGCUUCAGCUGCCCCACAACGCCCCAGCAGGCGGAGCAGCAGCCGACUGGUCUCCACAACAGCUCCAGCCUGGGUGAACUACCCAAUAACACCUGCGAGAGCCAACUGAUGUCGGUUAGCGCUUUGGCCCGUUACCGCCUGUUGAAGGAUGCUCUUCGCCGAUCGUAUCGCAAGGGCAAGGACUUCAUAAAAAGCGAAAAGCAGCGACUGGCGCAGAGCCUGAAUUUGUCGCGGGAUCAGUCUAAUUCGGGGGAGUGUGACAGUAGCACAUACUAUGCCAGCUUCAAUUUGGAUUCCCUGCUGAACGAGUCGCUGAGCACCAGCGAACAGCUUGCCCAGGCUGUAAGUAUUUGCCGCCAGAUGCCGGAGCUGGAGAUCUCCUCAGAGAUGGUGGAGGCGGAGCGACUUCUGCUCUUCUCCAGUCUGCGCAAGGCAGCUCCGCUCAAUGAGGAUUGUGCUCCGUUAGCUGGGCGAUCCCAGUGCCUUUUAAUCGAUGCCAUGGAGUUGCCUGUAAGGGCCGAUGUAAGCCUGGAUAUGUUCUUCAACUACCACUUUAUCUGCACCUUUGAGAGUGGCGGUGUGAUCCGGUCCACGCAGUCGGUGGAGUGCCAGAAUGGCUCUGCCUUCUUCCGGGACUGUGGCCUGGAGUUCUACAGCGAUGAGAGGUCUGAUUCCCUGGAGCUGCGCUGUCAGAUCUUCAUGCUGCGUCUGCGUAAGGUCUCCACCCUUUCCCUGGAGCCAGCCAAGUCUCUGCGACGUGGCAGUGGGAAUCUGGGUUCCUCCAACUCCAAUUCUUCAUCGGGAUCUGCUGGGACAGAGAAUAUCAUUUCCCGCUUUCGGCUGCACGCCUCAUUCACUGUGAGAGCCAUGGAUCUGGCACCUUUUGAACUGGUGGCCAGUGAAACGAGAUCCGGUGACAAGAUUUGCCUGCGCAGCUCGAGAUCCUGGCAAUUUCCCCUAAGUCCGCACUUCAAAUCCACUAAUCUGGGACCAGGUAUAUCCAUCACAGGGAGGGUAGACCUAAGGCUUCCUAAGAUCCAUUUUGCGGGCUACCUUAACGUUCAGGAUCCAAAGAGCAGGCAUCAUUGGAAUCGUCGCUGGUGUAGCCUAGAUGGCGUCCUGUUAUCCGUAUGGCAACAUGAGGAUAAUCUCGUCGAUGAAUCGCCGAUUUUCACCAUGGAACUGCCAGGAUGUGGACAAAGUGUCAUAACAGCAGCUCCUCGAGAGCUAUGCGCCCGAGCCAGGAGCUUUCUGGUCCAGGGAAAGCAGUCGGAAUACGAAUCGGGUGUGUUCUUUGCGGCGGAUACUCAAUCGGAGCUGCAAGAAUGGCUAACACACUUGAAUGAGGCUUUGCGUUUUGCCAGGCAUUGGCUAAGUGCCACCUGACAGGUGUUGCAUUCCAUAGAGUUUCUCUAUUCUUUUCCUUUUUUAUUUUAUAUAUGUUUGUGUUAACGUUAUGUAUAUUUAUAUAUUUUGGUAUUCUCCGGGAAUUGUAAAUUAGAAUGUUUGCCAUGCAAACUUGCCGCUAAAAUUCAGUUUAAGUUAAGUUGUAGAAAGAUAUAUCUGUAGACUUAGAUAGCUAACA
This is a messenger RNA of Drosophila serrata, 5146 nucleotides long. RefSeq lists its product as uncharacterized. Lineage: Eukaryota; Metazoa; Arthropoda; Insecta; Diptera; Drosophilidae. The record is from RefSeq and is a predicted model, not a curated record. Gene Ontology annotation, biological process: septin ring organization; actomyosin contractile ring assembly; mitotic cytokinesis. Gene Ontology annotation, cellular component: actomyosin contractile ring.